GAUUCUUGCUUUUCAAUAACUUUUGAUGAUCAUUGACGAAAAUUAUGAAAAAAUAUUUUUGUUGCCACAAACAUGACAAAAUGCAAAAAUAUUUCCAUUGUGAUAAUAUUUCCCUAGUUCUAAUCAAUAAUAGACCGUGGUGAAAGCCCGCAGACGGGGACUACACAAAAUCAUUUUCGACAGUAUUAAUUCAGAUAUUGAAUCAUGCGCUAAGGUCCUUCAGUAUGCUGAUAAAGUAAUUUAUCACAGAGCAAUGUAGAGUGAAUUCCUUUGUAUACAAAAGUAUCGGAGUAUAAUCAUGACAGCGAUUGUCCCAGCUGCUGUGAUGGAGAUGAUUCACUGAUGAUACAGGGAUGUAGGCAGUGAGUAGGGCUUCACUCUCGUCUCACCGCUACUUUACUCAUGUAGGACUGGUGCACAGUGACAAAUUCAGGUGUUGACGAUGGAAGUGAGCUGUGACCGGCACUAACUGUAGACAAUGGGAGCUAACUCCUCCCUGCCUGAGAGGACACAGGCAACAGCAAGGUCUGCCUUUGCCCGCCUCUCUCAGGCCUAUGUUGUGUCCGACAGUGAACUUAGUGCACGCGACAAAAAGAAAAAAGCAUCCAAAUUUGCAACACUUCGUAAAAAGCUGAUACGAGCAAGACGGCACAGUCGAUCGUUGGAUUAUGGCAAAGCUUUACGAGAAUUAAUCUCCACAUGGCAUGUUCGUGAUGUAAGUGCGUUGGUUCAUGAGUAUGAGGCUCUUGCAGCAUUGAAGGAGUUGGCAGCAGCAGCAAGUCUUGCUCGACCCAUUGCCCAUACUCUGCGCCAGGACCUAGCAACUCUCUAUGAAUAUAAAUUCUGCACUGAUGUGGAUUUGAUAUAUCGUGGAGCCUGUUUUCCAGCUCACAGAUCAAUCCUGUCAUUAAGAAGUCCAUUUUUCAGGAACCUGUUGUCUCAUCAUCCAGACUAUGGUGCAUCAAUACUAGUCAAGUUGAAAACACCGCGAGUGGAUAUUCACCUGUUUUCAGCCUUGUUACGGUAUCUCUACACAGACGAGCUGAACACACAAGAACUGAGUAUAGAGACAAAUGAGAUCCUGCCACAACUUGCGGAAGAGUUCGGGAUCCCAAAUCAGCUGGAACAUGAUCUAAAGGUGCUGCUGGACAACAGUGAAAACAGUGAUGCUGUGUUAGUCUUUUCCUCUGAGAAUGACCAGGCCGAAAUGCUUGGAGCCAGUCUGGCCGAGGCCUCUCAAUCUAUGCAUUGUUCAAACCGGACGUCAAAGUUGGAGUUCCCUUGCCACAAAGCCAUCUUGGCAGCAAGGUCUCCAUUUUUCAGGAACUUGAUCAUCAGACGAGCUCGAUCUGGUGAGGAACUGACAGAACGAGCGCUGCAUACCCCAUCUAGGAUAGUAUUAGAUGAGUCUGUGAUCUCGCGGAGGUAUGCGAGGGUUCUGCUUAACGCAGUGUACCAGGACACAGUGGAUUUGUCAUGUAUUGUGCGGGGCAGCUCCAGCAUGUGCAGUCUCAGUGAGGUCCAGGCCAUGGUGUCCAGUGGGCGAUGUCAGAUGACCAUUGUAGACGAAGCAAUGGAGAUCUAUCAGAUAGGACAGUUCCUCGACUUCCCCAUUCUAUCUCAGGGUUGUGAGGACAUCAUCGUGGACAGCCUGUCACUAGACAACCUGACGGCAGUGUUGAACUGGAGUUCGGAACCCCACGGGUCGCGCUGGGUCCACCGCCAAGCCAUGCACUUCCUGACAGAGGAGUUCCUGCAGUUGGCCCACUCCCCGGGCCUGGUGGACCUCAACAAGGAGUACCUCCUGGAGGCCCUGCGCUCCGACUUCCUACAGGUUGGGGAGCUGGAUGUCCUGACGUCCGUGUUGAAGUGGGGAGAACAUCAACUUGUUCGGCGGAUCGAGGAAAGAGAACCCAAUCUCCUGAGUCACACAGCGCACAGUGUCACAAAGAAAGGUGUCAAGAAACGGGACUUAAAUGAUGUCGAGUUGAGAGACAUUUUAGCAGAAAUGCUGCCAUUGGUCCGAAUGGAUCAUGUGAUACCUUAUAACAAUGACACUUUAAACAAUGCUAUCAAGCGUGGCCUUGUGAGCACCCCUCCUUCCCACAUGAUUGGGGAUGAGUCUACAGGGCAGAGAAUGUGUGCCUGGGUGCGUGGCAAGAACAAUGGCGUGUUUGUCCGACCACGGUUAUUUACUCCAUACUAUGAGGAGGCUAAGUCCAUCCUUGAGGAGCAGUUGUCUCAGGCCCACGAGCAGGAUGCAGGCCGGGUGCGGAUGCUCAACAUCUCAUCCAUCCCCGACACACUUUACAUGGUAGAAGACAGACACUAUGCCAUGCCCUAUGCCCUGGCCCCUGCUUCUACAGUCGAUAUCAUCGCAGGGACAAUACCAGUGCCUGACCGAAAUACAUAUGUGACGAUGCUUCAACGCGAGGCAGAGCUACAGAGAUCAAAAGUUGCUCAACGUGCGUACUCUCUGCCCUGUUCCGACAAGCGGGCGGUGAGCUUCCAGAUACAACUGCGUGUGGUGCGGGAGUUCGGCAUGCCCGACAGCACGACGGAGGUGAUGACCAACAGUCAAUACUACUACACAGAGGACACCCACUAUGCCGAGAGGCGGUACAUCGCAUCCCCCACACGGCAGAAGCACAGUCCAGCAGUCUCUCUGUCUCCCCCUGGAUCCUACAGCCCAGUAGAGAAUGAGGCCAGCAGUGACAGUGUUCUCAGUGACAUGAUGCCAGACAUUGCCAUGGCAACUUCCUCUAUGAGUCAGAUGCACAUGCACGAAGACUUUGAGCUAGACAUUGGUGAUGGAGGCAGCCGGCAUGGCACUCUGUACAUCUGACAGAGUUGCUUCCCUUUCUGUAGGUGGUGGCCAACGCCUUAGUCACAGACGGACAGAUCAACCAGAAGGGGAGUGCCCACACCAAAUCAUGAUCUGUUAGGAAAGUCAACUUCAUACGCGCUACAAGGCACUGAUUGGGUUAUUAACAAAAUGUGACAGUUACUGUGGUCACUUUGUUGCAGUCUGCAGUGGGAUGGAGUUUCUGCAGACGAUUGGUAUCUUGCUAAUAGAAGAACAACUGGAAGUGAACAUUUUUGCCUAAGGAUGCCGAACCAAUGUAUGCCAUGGCUCAAUAUCAAGCACAGAAGAGUCCAAUAUUUCAUGACUGAUUUAUGUGAUUACAGGGGGUUUGUUUGGGGGAUUUUUCUUAAAGGUUAACAUGCCAUUUACAAAUGUAGGUGUCUAGUGUGUCCUCGUCAUCUCGUGAUCCCUUUGGGUGAAAUGUUAGACAUUUUAGAGAGCAACAUUAUCAAGAUUUAGGUUAAUUGAAGUCAUAGUUAACAUUGCGUUGGCAAUAUGUCUGCCGUAUGCGACAAGGGGAUUUCCAAGACAUGGAGGGUAAAAUGCAAUAUUGUGAAAGCAUGGGCAUUAACAGAGUUUCUCGGAAGAAGCUAACGAAGGUUUGUUAAAUCUGAUAUAGUUUUUGUAAGGGAUAAUUGUAAUAAGAUAAGAUAAGUUGACAUACUUUUGAAAUGAAACCCGUAUUAGAAAUAAGUGCUAAAUUUGUCUCUGUAGGCAAGAUUAGGGCAGAACAUCAACCUGUAAUUGAGUACCGUAUUCGACGUAAUAAGCGCCCAGGGCGCUCUCAAAAUAAGAAAUAGGGGGAUCUUAUCAGAAUGUUAUUUUGGUGGAAAAAACAGAGUUGAAAUAUAAAUUUUCGUGGUUUAUGCCGA
Molecule: messenger RNA, 3738 nt
Organism: Haliotis rufescens (red abalone)
Lineage: Eukaryota; Metazoa; Mollusca; Gastropoda; Lepetellida; Haliotidae
Product: BTB/POZ domain-containing protein 7-like
Exons: 8
Coding region: 479-2845 (788 amino acids)
Biological process (GO): morphogenesis of a branching epithelium
Molecular function (GO): protein binding
Source: RefSeq, a predicted model, not a curated record